ACCCCUCCUCAUUAUAUAACGCAGCUAGGGGAGGCGCAUGACAAAUACUCGUACCUAGCAGUAGUUAUACGCAACCAAGUGGAGAGCUCCAAUCCACCAGCACGUCGUAGUACUGUUCCCUCACUCCGACGCACAAUCUUCAGCUCGAUCAAGUCCAAGCGAGAGGGGGCGACGGCGGUGAUCGUCGAGGAUGAGCAGGAACGGCGGCAAGGUGUCGAAGCUGGAGAGCCUGAGGCUGAGCCUGUCGCGGGCGCGAGGUGGUAGUGGCGGGCAGUCUUCGUCCACCACGGCGCGGCCGGGAGGUGGCGGCGGCGGCGGAGCCAACGCGUCGUCGCCCCACAGGCGGUCCUCUUCCUCGUCGUCCACGGCGUCGCCGCCGAGCUCGUGCGUGUCGUCGGAGGGCAGCCCGGACGCGGCGGCCGGGCCGCCCAUGGUCCUGGCGGGGUGCCCCCGGUGCAUGAUGUACGUGAUGCUGUCCCGGGAGGACCCGCGGUGCCCCCGCUGCCACAGCGCCGUGCUACUCGACUUCAACGACGACGAGCAGCGCCGCCCGCGCCCUCGCCAGCGCCGGUGAACCCGUGCGCUGAUCUCAGCUCAAGUCGUCGGCAUCGUCGUAGCUUCUACAUUUGAGAUCGAGUUAAUUUUUAGCGACGCCUCGGGAGAGAAUGAUAGUUCAUUGAUUUGUUGUCUCGCGAGCCGGAAGGAAUUAUUUCAUAGACCUGUUCCUCCAUGCUGUGACUGUGAGCGCUGGUCGAUCGAUGGAGUCGGGUCUAGGUAAUAAUUUCGUGUUUUGGGGUGUCUUUUGCAAUUCAAUUGUUUGACGUUCAACGGAGCAAG
This is a messenger RNA of Lolium perenne, 837 nucleotides long. RefSeq lists its product as uncharacterized. The record is from RefSeq and is a predicted model, not a curated record. NCBI's taxonomy places the organism in Eukaryota, Viridiplantae, Streptophyta, Magnoliopsida, Poales, Poaceae.